This is a messenger RNA of Brassica oleracea var. oleracea, 583 nucleotides long. RefSeq lists its product as uncharacterized. The record is from RefSeq and is a predicted model, not a curated record. The transcript is spliced from 3 exons. NCBI's taxonomy places the organism in Eukaryota, Viridiplantae, Streptophyta, Magnoliopsida, Brassicales, Brassicaceae. Bases 50 to 424 code for a protein of 124 amino acids.
AAUACAAUUUACAAUUUUAACUAAAUACGUUAACAGAUCCACAAAGAAGAUGUCGUCAAACCAAGAGUUAAGCCACAACGCCGGAGAAGCCACCGGUCAAGUUCAGCUGAAGAAGGAAGAGUAUUUGAACAAAGUAUCACACGCAAUGGAUCAGAAUGUUGAUCAUCACACUCACUCACAGUCCCACGCAGAACAUGAUCAGAACAAUCCUUCCCUAAUCUCACAGGCCUCUACUGUCAUUCAACAGACAGGUGGCCAAGUGAAAAAUAUGGCACAAGGAGCAGCCGACGCUGUGAAAAACACUCUUGGGAUGAGUCCGGCCACCAACAACCCUAGCAGCCCGGCCGGCAGGACCCACCCGAGCAAUCCUAGCAGUCCAGCCGGAACGACCCGCCCGAGCAACACUAGCUCAAGGAAUAUAUAAACGGAAUAAUUCAAGGAACGUUGGCCUGACUUCUCAAUAAACAUAAACUAAUGUUGUGUUUUAACCUUUUUUUUUAUUGCUUUGGUUGUUCAACUUUCUGAUUGUUUGGUAUUUUUGUUAUGAAUUAAUCGUAUAAUAAUAUCAUCCAUUUCUUUUUAA